CGAAUGCUGGUCGCGAACUGAAGCCUUUCUGUUCGAAGAACAAGCUAUUUCAUGAUAGGCCUGCUGCUACUAGGCUUCUAUUGCGACCCAGGCCAACCGCCAGAGAGUGGACCAGAAUAUGAAAGCCGUGAGCUUGAAGGCAUUUCGAUUCCCUUCGACGUGAACGUCGUCGCGUCUGAGGAUCAUGCUGAUAUUCCACAAGUGGUCAGAGACAGUCGCACAGCUCUACUUCGCACACUCCACCGGACCGUCGCUGGAUAAAACACCCUAAUGCGCGAUCCUUGACUCGACGUGUCAUCCAAAUAUCCGUCCGGGGAUGCUUUGUCCACCAUCACGGUGGAAACGCUCUGACCUCCGCACUCUUCUCGAUUGCUUUGUCUUCGAUGUGGACCCACAAGCACCCAAAUCCGGAAACUGUCCUCGUAUCGCGGUCCACGCUGCGGACCGGACUGGGCUCGUGGAUGUGACACCCACGUGUCAGCGGCCUUUGUGCCAAAC
Molecule: messenger RNA, 498 nt
Organism: Fomitopsis serialis
Lineage: Eukaryota; Fungi; Basidiomycota; Agaricomycetes; Polyporales; Fomitopsidaceae
Exons: 2
Coding region: 52-261 (69 amino acids)
Source: RefSeq, a predicted model, not a curated record